Drosophila grimshawi is the source of this 2849-nucleotide messenger RNA. RefSeq lists its product as uncharacterized. The record is from RefSeq and is a predicted model, not a curated record. NCBI's taxonomy places the organism in Eukaryota, Metazoa, Arthropoda, Insecta, Diptera, Drosophilidae. The transcript is spliced from 10 exons. The coding region runs from base 96 to 2615 and encodes 839 amino acids.
GCUGCUGCUGCUGCUGCUGGUGCAGGUGCUGAUGGAGCUGUAGCUGGAGCAGUUGCUGCUGUUCGUUGCUGGCGUGCGGACGGAACAAACAGCAAAUGUCGAAUCAAUUGUUCUUCCUCAGCUUGGCGGAUAUAUUCUCCGUUUAUCCGGCCAUUUUCAAGGAGCGCAGCAAACAGCUUCGCAAAACCAAACAAAUCUAUUUGCCCAGCGAUGAGGAGUGGCAGGACAAGAGGUAUUUUAUGCUGCUCGAGAUACAGCGACAAGUCAACGAUUCCGCCGACAAGACCAUCUCCCUGAAGGACAUCGAUAAGCGGGAAAAACCCGUCUUUGAUCCGCAACGCAUCACCAAGAUCCUUUCGCCCAGCAUCAGUCCCAAUGGCCGGAAGAGUCGUGCGCUCAAACAUUGCCAUGCGACCACAGUGAGGAUCAAGCUGAAGGCCAGUGCUCGCUGGAAUCUGCCCACAAUUGCGAAUGCCGCCAAGCUGCUGAAGAAGCCUCCGCUGCCAGUUGUCUUUCAGAAUGAGCACGAGAUGCGAUUAGCCUACUCCCUCAUCUACGACGUCUUUCGAUAUAAAACAGUGUUGUGCAACGCCCUGUCGGAUAUCUGCUUCUUUGAGCAGGAGCGCUACAAAAAGUACAUUGCUGAUGAGCAGCGGAUUUGGCUGAUGCUCUUCGAGCUCUACGAUCGCCACUUCAAGAACCGCAACUCGGAAAUGCACGCAGAGCAGGCACAGCUCUAUCAGGAUGCAGAGGUGGCGGAAAUUGCCGCUGUGCUUUGGCAGCAUCGCAUUCGGCUGGCUGCUUCCAUUUCCCGCAUGCGAAUUGCCGUUGGUGCACUGCGUCUCUCCCAGCUGCUGCCCAUCCAUCUGCAGAACGAGAAGGUGGCCAUUGCGGCUGCCAAUCCCGUCAUCACUGGCUGGAUCAAUCCAUUUCUAGUGCGCAACAAGGCGGAGGCGGACAAGCUGCUCAUCGAAAUGGGCUUCACUGUGCAUGGUCCGGAUGAUGAGCAACCGCUGCUGGAGCAGCACUGCAAGUGGGACAACAUUUGUCCGCUGGUCAUCUCCAUUAUACCCAAGGAUCGCGGCGAGUUCACCAAGUCCAGCCUAAUGACCAAGCAUCGUUUUAUCAUGCAGGAUAAAAACUUUUCCUAUGGUCCAGCGAUCAUGUCCAAGCUCAUGGACUAUUAUGAGUUAUAUGGUGAUAUACUGCAGACCCAUGUGGAUUCUCCCCGAUCCACCGCCUACCUGGCGGCACUUUUCUACUCCGUGAAUCGUGUGAAUAACUUUUAUGUUUAUGGCGCUGGCGCCAAUCUCAAGGAGUACCGUCGCUAUAUGGAAACGAUAGGCGUGAACAACAUACGCCUUUUUGGCGAUGCCUUCACUUCGUUUCCCAUGGAAUCGAAUCGUUUUCGCAAUGUUAUCGGCGUUUUUGCCACGCCGCCCAACUCCUUUAGUGCCAUCUCGGAUCCCAUCGAUUUGAUUUGUUCGCGUGGCGGGGAUCUGAGUAUGCUGGAAGUGCUCACCGAAUCGGAGGUCAGCGAUGAUGGCAGGCAGCGCGUGGGUUGCAUCCUGGAGGAACAGCUGCUCACCCUCACCAUGUCCAUGUCGCGUCCCCAGAUCCAGUUCGUGCUCUAUCAGACGCACUCGAUUGUGAACACGGAGAACGAGGACAUGGUGCAGCAUGUCAUCGAGGUGAUCAAUAAGCUGGCGCUGGAGAAGCAUCGGCAUGCGUACAAGGAGAUGAAGCGUCUCGAGGCGAUUGCCGAAGCAGAGGCAGCGAAUAUACCCGCUGCAGCCAUGUCCAAGGAGUCGCCACGCAAAAAGGACAAACUCUCCGCCGAGGACAAACGCAAAUCUCAGCCAGAGCUCACCGCCAAGCCGGGUGAACCGGUAGUCCCGGCUGUACAGCUGCCUCGCGUGGACAGCAUCGAUUUGAUUGUCACCCCGGACAUUGAUGAGUUCGUGCUGGACACUGUGCCGGACAUCUGCAUCAACCAGGACAAUUGUAUUCAGCUCCAGUCCACGGGCAGCUAUCUCUCCCUCAUCCGGCGCAAGAGCAUCACCCAACUCAACGAGAAGUAUCUCAUCCGCAUGGCCGAGCGACGUGGUCUCUUUGGCAAGCAGGAGCGCGAUCGCAGCAAAUCCCGUGCCGUCAAACUGCAUGAGAUCAACGAACCCCCACCUCCCGAUACCGCCUACGAUAACUGCUCGGCCAGCUCAAGAUCGGGUGGCCAGCAUGGGGCCCGGCUGCAGCACCAGCGAGCGACACAUUCGAGCGCCAUUCGAUCGCACCUGAUAAAGGUGUCGACAACGCUGAGGCAUCCGAUAGCGUUCAACUUUAGGCGGCGCGAAUGCAAACGCUUCUACGUCUUGCCCGUUUAUAUGCACAGCACAAAGGAAAACAGCCGCUUGUGGUGGCAAUAUGCCUUCAAAUGCGUCGCACGCAACGCUGGCAACGCCGUCUGGAAUCCCAAUCUGAAAUUCAAGUUACACUGCAAGCGUCAGCUGCGCAUCCGUCAACUGCGACGUGGCACGCAAUGGUGCAAUAGGCAGCCGCUCCACCUGCACAUCGCAGACAUCCAGCUGGUGUGCCAUGUGCGCAGAUAUAGCAAGUAGAGAUCGGUUAACUAUAAUUUCACACUUUUAAGUAGGUCUUUUAAUACACAUAUUUUAUAUAGUAUACUUUCGGAGGUAAAUUUAAAUUUCAGUUUCAAUUUGAGCAUUGCGUUGAGCAACUUGUUUUCAAUUUCAAUAACAAAAUUGUUUAAUAACACAAAUGUAAUUUGGCAUAAAUCAUAAGAUUAGUUGUACCGGGAAAUAUACAUCAAUAUAUAUAUAUAUCGACAUCAA